UGCAACAGAACAGGAAGAGGAAGAGGAAGUGUUUUCCUCCUCUUCCUCUUUGCAUGUCCCGUGCUCGCUGUCGUUGGAUCCCGGUCCCGUCAUUCCAAUCAAGGCGGGGGUCCUGCGCUCCCGCAGCGGCUCCUGUGCGGCGGCGGUCCGCCUCGCCUCGCAGCAGCGGGCCUCGAACCCUGAUCUUCCUCGCUGCCGCCGAUGCUGCUGCUGAAGAGGAGGGGCGCCGUGUGUCUGAUCGCCUCCAGCAUGGCCUCGCUGGUCCUGCUGGCGGUGGUCCUGUACGGCUCCGUGGGCGGCCCGCCGGCCGCGGGCUCGGACCUCCGGCGGGACUACCAGCUGCUCGGCAGGCCGCUCUUCAGACUGGACGUCAGCUGGCCCAAAAAGCCGGAGCUCUUCGGCGGGCAGGUGUUCGGGGUGGCGGUCAACCAGGUUGCUGGGGUGGUUUAUGUGGCGCAGAGAGGUGACCAUGUGCCCAAAGUGCUGGUGUUCACCACAGACGGAGAGUUCCUCAUGUCCUGGAACACGUCCACCAUCGAAAUGCCUCAUGGGAUCUUCUUGGCGGACGCCGCGUCUUCAAAUCCCACCGUGUGGAUCACAGAUGUGGGGAACGGUCCCUUUGGCCACACCGUCAAGCAGUUCUCCCCGUCAGGAAAGCUCCUGCAGGUGCUUGGUACUCCAGGGAAAGCGGGUUCGGGUCUGGACCCUCUGCAGUUCGAUCAGCCCGCUGAGAUCUUCGUCCAUGAAUCUGGAGAGAUGUACAUCGUAGACGGCGAUGGCGGGACGAACAACCGCCUCCUCAAGCUGUCCAAAGAGCUGGAGGUGUUGUGGAUGCAUGCAGAGAAAGGCCAAGGCCUGGCCCAGUUCUACAUCCCACACAGUGUGACGGUGGACGGCGCUCAGAGGGUCUGGGUGGCUGACCGGGGCAACAAGCGGAUCCAGGUUUUUAACUCCAUCACCGGGGACUGGCUGGGCACCUGGGGGAGCUGCUUCUCUGAGGACGCCCCCUACUCUGUCCGCCUGACCCCAGACAAGAAGUACUUUGUGGUUGUUCAGCUGAACACCAAUCAGAUUUCCCUGCUGGACGCUCCUCCGGUGGGCCUGAUCGGCCAGUGCAGAGUGGUCAGUGUGAUCCAGCUGGCUGAAGACGUGAAGCCCCACCUGGUGGACCUGGACCUGAAGACCGGUGCUCUGUAUGUGGCUGAGAUUGGAGCACAGCAGGCUCAGAAGUUCACCCCCUUCAGCCUAGGCACGUACGUGGUCUAGAUCCACGGACAUGUCAGAACCGGCCAGAACCAACACAAGGAAACAAAAGUCUUUGGUAAAAAGGUUUCACAAUAAGAGCCCAGGAGCAGAACCCACCAGAACCACUGAUGGUCCCGGUGCAGGGGCAGCUUCAGCUUGGUGAUCUUACAAGGAAGAAUUUGGGGCUCUUCCAGUUCUAGACAUAAUUUCAACUGUGAUAAAGUUAGAAAAAGACAAAUCAGAAUCGAACAUGUGAAUAAACUCAGCUGCCCGCAUGUGUCCUCGCUGUGCUGCAAGUCCUGCAUGAAGGGACCGCCGUGCACAGCGGUCCACGAAAACACGACAUGUCCAGCCAGGAGCAGAACCUCAAGUCCAGCCCGUUCCCUUCACCCAGCCACAGAUCCAUUGGAGGUCACAGCAGAACCAGUGAAAGGACGCGGCGUCCCUGUUUGUGUCCGCUUUUGUCAUUUCCUGCAUUGUGGGACAAACGUGCACGCUCCCCGCCGGCCAACAGCAGCAGUUCUGGACUUCAGAUGGACGGUUCCUGCACGAUAAGAAUCACCUGCAAACCCAACUGCACCCAUGAUCCUUUGAUGAUGGUGCGGUUGGGUUUGGUUCUGCUGUCCGGUACUGACGGCUUUUGUUCUGGGUUUCCUGACUCGGCACAGACAUCGUGCCGCUGGCUGGUUCUGGCCUCAGCCUUGAAGGUGAAACUCUCUUCUUCUGCACAUUUGUCUCUUUCUGAGCUGCAGAGGUUCAUCUCUGCAUUUGGACUUGUUGCGUGUUUCACAGAGGAAUCACUACACUGUGGAUGUGUCACCAUGUUGGAAAGCUCAGUGGGAUUUUCUCAUCCAGACAUUUCAGGGACUGUUAGCUCCAGAACAGAAAUCCAAACAGACUUCCUCACAUAUGUGACUGUGAGGAAGUCUUCAUGAGGAAACGCUUCAGCUUUGUCACUCAUGUUGUAAUUCUUUGGACUGUAAUUGUGAAAUGAAAUGAAAGGAUGCAGAGGAAGUGAAAUAAAGUCGGUGUGAAGUCCA
Molecule: messenger RNA, 2285 nt
Organism: Oryzias latipes (Japanese medaka)
Lineage: Eukaryota; Metazoa; Chordata; Actinopteri; Beloniformes; Adrianichthyidae
Product: NHL repeat-containing protein 3
Molecular function (GO): protein binding
Source: RefSeq, a predicted model, not a curated record